Python bivittatus (Burmese python) is the source of this 5192-nucleotide messenger RNA. NCBI's taxonomy places the organism in Eukaryota, Metazoa, Chordata, Lepidosauria, Squamata, Pythonidae. The record is from RefSeq and is a predicted model, not a curated record.
UUCUCCUCCUCCUCCUCUCAGUUCUCCAGACCCGCUUCAUUGAGGAACCCGAGGACCAGACAGUCGUCGCGGGGCAGAGGGUGGUGCUGUCCUGCGUGGUGCUGAACUACUCCGGGAUUGUGCAGUGGACCAAAGAUGGCCUGGCGCUGGGAAUGGGACAAGGCCUCAGAGCCUGGCCACGCUACCGGAUCAUCGGGGCUACGGAUUCCGGCCAGUUCAACCUGGAGAUCACUGAUGCGGAGCUCUCCGACGAUGCCUUAUAUGAGUGCCAGGCCACAGAGGCUGCCCUGCGAUCGCGGCGUGCCAAGCUGACAGUCCUCAUUCCCCCCGAAGACCCUGUGAUUGACGGGGCCCCCGAGAUCCUGCUCCGUGCAGGCACACCGCACAACCUCACCUGCCGGGCGCAAAACGCCAAGCCCGCAGCCUCGAUCGUCUGGUUCCGCGAUGGGUUGCCGCAGUCCGAAGCUGCCACCGCCACGGAGGUCCUGAUGGAUGGAAAGAGAGAGACCACCAUUAGCCACCUGCUCAUCACGCCCACCGACCUGGACAUCGGGCGAGUCUACGUGUGCCGUUGCAGCAACGAUGCCAUCCCUGCGGGCAAGGAGGCCUCCAUCAAGCUGAAUGUUCACCACCCUCCGACGGUGACGCUGUCCAUCCAGCCGCAGACGGUGCAGGAAGGCGAACGAGUCACCUUCACCUGCUUGGCCAACGCCAAUCCGGAGAUCAAAGGCUACAGGUGGGCCAAAGGCGGAACGAUUAUUGAGGACGCCAAGGAGAACAAAUAUGAGACGCAGGUGGAUUACACCUUCUUUACGGAGCCUGUCUCUUGCGAAGUGCGCAACGACGUGGGCAGCACCAACGUCAGCACUCUGGUGGACGUCCAUUUCGCUCCUCGGAUCGUGGUGGAUCCAAAGCCCACGACUACUGACAUCGGCUCGGACGUCACCCUCACCUGCGUGUGGACCGGGAACCCCCCCCUCACCCUCACCUGGGCCAGGAAGGAAUCCAACAUGAUACUCAGCAACAGCAACCAGCUGUACCUGAAGUCCGUCACGCAGGCAGACGCGGGGCUGUACGUCUGCAAGGCCAUCGUGCCGCGGAUCGGGGUGGGUGAGCGCGAAGUGGCCCUUUUUGUCAACGGUCCUCCUAUCAUUUCCAGCGAUUCGGUCCAGUAUGCCGUGCGGGGCGACCGAGGGAAAGUGGAAUGCUUCAUCGGGAGCACCCCCCUCCCCGACCGAAUAGCGUGGGGCUGGAAGGAGAACAUCUUGGAGGCCGGCACGCUGGAGCGCUACACCGUCGAGCGGAGCAACACCGGGGACGGGGUGCUCUCCACGCUCACCAUCAACAACGUGAUGGAGGUGGACUUCCAGACACGCUACAACUGCACCGCCUGGAACGCCUUCGGGCCGCGGACGGCCAUCAUCCAGCUGGAGGAGAAAGAGGUUUUGCCAGUGGGCAUAAUUGCUGGUGCCACCAUUGGAGCUGGUAUUUUGCUCAUCUUCUGCUUCCUCGCGCUGGGCUGUUUCCUGUACCGACGGCGCAAAGGGAGCCGAAAAGAUGUGACCCUGCGCAAGUUGGACAUCAAAGUGGAGACGGUGAACCGGGAGCCCCUGACGCUGCACACGGACCGGGAGGAGGACACGGCCAGUGUCUCCACUGCAGCGCGCGUCAUGAAAGCCAUUUACUCGUCAUUCAAGGACGACGUGGACCUGAAGCAGGACUUGCGUUGUGACACCGUUGACACGCGGGAAGAGUACGAGCUGAAGGAUCCAACCAAUGGCUACUACAACGUUCGUGCCCAUGAGGACAGGCCGUCCUCCCGUACGGUGCUCUACACGGACUACCGUGCCCCCGGCCCGGCUCGGUACGACGCUCGACCGUCUUCGCGCCUCUCCCACUCCAGCGGCUAUGCCCAGCUCAGCACCUACAGCCGCGGCCCGGCCUCCGAGUACAGCGGUGACCCGGUCCCGGGACCCACGCCGGGCACGACCACUGCCGACACGGCUAGCCAGCUGUCCUAUGAAAACUACGGGGGGCACGCAGGCUUCCCGCCGAGUGCCGGCUAUGCCACCUACCGCCUGGGCUACACCCAGCCUCCGCCACCCGCCCUGGACCGGGCAGCCUACGACACGUAUGACCCCCUGGGAAAGUACACCACGGCAACCCGCUUUUCGUACACCUCCUCGGACUACGGGCAGCGUUUCCAGCAGCGUAUGCAGACUCAUGUCUGAACUGGGAGUUACGUCCUGGUGGGGUGCAGGUACCUCAUGACUGUCCCCUGAUAUUCAGGGGGCUCUUCCCCCCUCCCUGGCCUCUCUCCAGGCUGGACUCACAUUCCAUGCAGCGUGGCACCUCCUCCCCCACUGAGGACAACACAGUGGCACCUGUCCCGCUGUUCUUGCGUGGUUUCUUCCUUGCUGCUUUAACUCUCCGGGGGUUCCUUUGCGAGGGUCCAGUUUCUCCAGGCGCCCUUCCACAAAAGGGUCCCCCUUUCCUCUUUGUGAAAGACAGAUACGGGAGGGGGCAGUGGCGCCAAUCCAGAGAGUGGGGCAGCCACAGAGCAGUGAUUUUCUCCAUCCUGCCUCUUUUGAAACUCCUGUUCCAUUUGACCGAAAGAAGAGGCACCCGUUGGCAGGAUCAGACAAAAGCAGCGGGCGACGUCCCACACAGGGCACUGGUGGGCCAACCCAAUUUGGCAUCGUGAGGCCUAGGGCUGGGGGUAGCUGCCAAGUGGGGGUAUCUGUCGGCUUUUAGCCCUGUCUCUCCCUGGACAAGCCAGGGUCAGGACUGCCUCUGGUACAAUGGCGUGCGUCCUUAAAACCACCCUUAAGAGCUGGUUCGCAAAUGGGGCUGGGAAUUAUUGAACUUGAAGUCCGUACACCUCGCAGAGCCCCUGCUGCUGAAGGCGGAUGGAGAGAAAAUUCUGCCCAUCUCAGCCACCACUGAGCAUUGGGCAAAUUUUGGUACGAAAUGGACUCCUGGGGGGGUGUUUCUCUCCCCUCCCCCUUUCUGGAAGGUGUUAAUGAAACCUGCCCCCCAAGGGGGUCCUGGAUGGAGCAGUUGUGGGAGCGCAGGGCAGGAAGGGAGGGGGAAUCCUGGAGGUUGCUCUCAGGUGCCCCCCCGCCCACAGAAGGGCCACUCAGGACCAACCAAGCCUGCCUGCCAGGCCAUAACCGAGGGCCUCUUCUGGAGCCGGAAAUGGAGGCUAAAGAGCUGCAGGACGUGGCACUGUGGGUCCCCCGCAAAGCUUCUGCCAUGGUAGCCGCCCUGGAGGAAGCCUCUUCUGCCCCCACCCCCACCCUGGGGGGCUUGCUUGAGCCCCCUCCGCCGCCGUCGCCGCCUGGCUCUCCUCUCUCAGGCGCAGCCCUGCUGCAGGACUGGCUGGGAGGGCUGGCGGUGCCGGAGACCAGUCCUUCGGAAGGCUUGUGCCGGACACACUGUCCGUCUGCCCCGGCCCCCCAGCCGCAUCCUGAGGGGCCAUACCUUACAGGACCCCUUCCCCUCCGUCUGGGAAUGAGCUCUGCCCCCCCAGGAGGAAGGUAAGCCCACAUUCAGGGCUUCUCUCUCUCUCUGAAGGCUCCGCCUGGGCCCCCAACCGUCGGCCUUUUGCAGAGGGUUGGGUGAAAGCAUCCUGUGGUCUGUUGUGUGUCUGUGCAGAUGUUCCCCGCACUGUUGUGUCCUCCUUGCUAGGGACUGACUGUAAGCGCUUCGGUCUCCUGUGCCUUAAAACGCUUGCUCUGGUGGGUCCGCUAAGAAGGUAGAGCAAAGUCGGGGGGCAGUUUGCUGGCUCAGAGGUGCCCCAGCCCGUCAACCGGAAGAGAGAGGCGAGACUUGGCUUCUAGGAUGCACCAGAUCCCCCCCACAAGCCCCCAACUUCCUAGCCCCCCUUGGCACGGUUCAUAUCUCAGGUGUACAUCGGGCCGUGCAAGAUGCACAACUGGGAAUCACUCCCCCCCCUUACAUAACGGUACCUGCUUCCUUUGCAUGCCACUUUUCUGGUACUCGAACAGAGCCCUGGGGGACUGCCCUCUGCACAUGACUGGGAACUGCUCUCUUAAGAAGGUGCAUUGAGGCAGCGCCAUCUUCUGGCUGACUCCAGGAAGCGUCCUCUCCUUCUGCAGCUUGGUGGGUGUUGGUGCUAUCUGGGGCCCGCUUCAUGCUUCCUGUCUCCACGACUGGGCUGGGGCUGGAAGAUCCCGAGGAGGCCUUCCAUUGAUUUACGGGCACUUUCCAAGGGGUGUUUCCAAGGGGUGCCACCUUCUCAGACUGCCCGGUGUCUUCCUUCGGAGACACCUUCGGCUCGGCUGCUCUUGGGGAACCAAGAGAGGUGACUUUGGUGGUUCAGGGUGCAAAGCCAGCUGAAGCUACUGAGAUCACGUUGCAUUUCUCCCUUCUCUCUUGGAGAGGGCAAGAGAGCCCAAAGGUCUGUCUCACUUUGCAAAUUGCUGAAUGCCAAGUGGGCACUUGACCAAUCUGCCCCACAGGGCCCACCUCCCUUUUUCCACCAGUGAUGCUGGGACUGGAGCUUCUGCAGAACCUGCCCUCUGCUCGCCACCCUCAUACCGCAAGCACGAAGCGAGGAAACGGGGUGAGUUGAAGAGGAACCGUGCCCUGCACCAGAAGCAGCAGCUCAGGGCCACCUUGGCCCACCAGGUCUAGCCCCACGGCUGCAUUCACACAGCACGCGACGCCCUUAGCCUCGUCCUGAAUGAGCCCAUUUCCUGAGUCAUUACGAAAUGCCCAGGGUCAUGCAGCUUGCUUGGCGGCGAAAAAGCAAAUCCGGCUUCAUGUUAGCCAAGCUUGCGUGUUAUGUGAAGGCGUCUGCUGGAACCUCAGCUGACCUGGCCACGCGGUUAGGCGGACGCAGGCAGUCUCAGCCUCCAGUCAGCAAGAGACGCCGUUUCCCUUCCUCCCCACUCCCCAGUGAACAUCCAGAAUUUGAGCAAUAACUAAUUCCAACCCCGAAACGCGCUUCACGACCAGAGCGCCCAGCCAUCUGACUUCUCGCGGGUCUUUGGGCACCGGGUGAUAACGCGGGGAGAUGGCACCCCGGUGUGUUUUUGAUUUCUCUCCCUGGAGACCUACAUUUGUGACUGUUUCACCACUUCUUCCCCCCCCCAUUCUUUUUUAAAAAAUUGGUUUCCUUUUCUCAUUCUUUUAAAAAAAUAUUAUGUACUAUAUUUUUAGUCUUA